Molecule: messenger RNA, 4855 nt
Organism: Peromyscus californicus insignis
Lineage: Eukaryota; Metazoa; Chordata; Mammalia; Rodentia; Cricetidae
Gene: Ubap2l
Product: ubiquitin associated protein 2 like
Exons: 29
Coding region: 1006-4413 (1135 amino acids)
Cellular component (GO): cytoplasm; nucleus
Molecular function (GO): protein binding
Source: RefSeq, a predicted model, not a curated record
GAGUAUAAAUUUGUCUUCUUUUGAAAGGUAUAAAACAAUGAAAAGUAACCUAAUUUUGAGUACUCUAUCAUGAUGAUGAAUGUUUUCUUUGUUUACUCAAAGCAGCAGCUGAGAUUACAUUAUAAAACAAUAUGAAGAAAGGGCACUUGGAUUUAGUAGAACACUUAUUUGGUAGAAAGGACAGAAACUAUGUUCUGGUUUUGGAAAGGUUCUUGUUCUAUGUUUCUUAAAAGUGAAAUCAUCCUGCAAACAAUGUCUCAAAUUUAAAGUCAUUUUCGAGAAUCCUUUCCAAAUAAAACUUGGUAAUAGGUGCAUUUGAUUGGGGGCAGAUUUGGGAUUCCCCUUUUAUUAAGGUGAGUGGUGGGAAGUAAUUGCCAUUCUGUUUACUGAAAGUGUGUUCGAGACCAAUGAAGCAGCUGCAGAAGGCAGUGUGCUGGGAUUAACUAGGAGAUGGAUUCUGGGUAGUCCCUAGGACUAACGCAUGCCCUCUUAGAGUCAUGAAGAGCUGAGACUGGAAGGAAAAGGCUAGUUAUGAACUUGGCUUUUCCCAAGUAGUAGAAGUCACAUACAACUUAUGUCAAACAGUUGUAGGGCAGGUAAGGCUAUGACUUUUAAUGUAUGCUGGGUAUAAUUUUUAUUUCCUAUCUCCUGUUAUGGUUAUAAACCUAGGUCCUUAACUGAGCCAUGCCCAAAGCUCCUAAAUAUUUUAAAUUGUAAUUUCUUUGACUUACAGACUAACCUAGAAGGCUUGCUCCUUUCCUCCCUCUCUCCUUCCCUUCCUCCCUCUCUCUCUCCUUCCCUCCCUUCCCUUCCUUUCCUCUUUUCCUCCUUUCCUUCCCCCCUUCCUCCCUCUGUUCCUUCUUUCAUGUCUGUCUGUCUUUUGUGACAGGAUCUUACUGUGUUGCCCAGGCUGGCCUCAAAUUUGCAAUCCUCUCUGGUCAGCUUUCCAAGUGCUGGGAUUACAGUAUUCUUCCUUGUAAAUACUCUUAUUUGUAUAUACUGUAAAUGAUGACGUCUGUGGGCACUAACCGAGCCCGGGGAAACUGGGAACAACCUCAAAACCAAAACCAGACACAGCACAAGCAGCGGCCACAGGCUACUGCAGAGCAGAUUCGACUUGCACAGAUGAUUUCGGACCAUAAUGAUGCUGACUUUGAGGAGAAGGUGAAACAAUUGAUUGAUAUCACAGGCAAAAACCAGGAUGAAUGUGUGAUUGCUUUACAUGACUGCAAUGGAGAUGUCAACAGAGCCAUCAAUGUUCUCCUGGAAGGAAAUCCAGACACGCAUUCCUGGGAGAUGGUCGGAAAGAAGAAAGGAGUCUCAGGACAGAAAGAUGGUGGACAAACUGAAUCUAAUGAAGAAGGAAAAGAAAAUCGAGACCGAGACAGAGACUAUAGUCGGCGACGUGGUGGGCCACCAAGACGGGGGAGAGGUGCCAGCCGUGGACGAGAGUGUAUGCAUGGGGCUUUAUCAAAACCAGCUGUGGUUCGGGGCCAGGAAAAUGGAUUGGAUAGCACCAAGAGUGGAGGGCCUUCUGGAAGAGGCACAGACAGAGGCAGAAGAGGCCGUGGCCGAGGCAGAGGUAGCUCUGGUAGGCGAGGGGGAAGGUUUUCUGCUCAAGGAAUGGGAACCUUUAACCCAGCUGAUUAUGCAGAGCCAGCCAAUACUGAUGAUAACUAUGGCAAUAGUAGUGGCAACACAUGGAACAACACUGGCCACUUUGAACCAGAUGAUGGAACGAGACUUGAUUUCAUUGGGGUUGAGGGGUCAAAUUAUCCCCGAAAAUUUGAGACUGCUCCUGGUGCAUGGAGAACUGCAACAGAAGAAUGGGGAACUGAAGAUUGGAAUGAAGAUCUUUCUGAGACCAAGAUCUUUACUGCCUCUAAUGUGUCUUCAGUGCCUCUGCCUGCGGAGAAUGUGACAAUCACUGCUGGUCAGAGAAUUGACCUUGCUGUUCUUUUGGGGAAGACACCAUCUUCAAUGGAGAAUGAUUCGUCUAAUCUGGAUCCAUCUCAGGCUCCUUCCCUGGCCCAGCCUCUGGUGUUCAGUAAUUCGAAGCAGAAUGCCAUAUCACAGCCUGCUUCAGGGAAUACAUUUUCUCAUCAUAGUAUGGUGAGCAUGUUGGGGAAAGGAUUUGGUGAUGUCGGGGAAGCCAAAGGUGGCAGUACAACAGGCUCCCAGUUCUUAGAGCAAUUCAAAACUGCACAGGCCCUGGCUCAGCUGGCAGCUCAACAUUCUCAAUCUGGAAGCACCACCACCUCCUCUUGGGAUAUGGGCUCAACAACACAAUCGCCAUCACUGGUGCAGUAUGAUUUGAAGAAUGCAAAUGAUUCAACAGUGCACAGUCCUUUUACAAAGCGCCAGGCAUUCACUCCAUCUUCAACCAUGAUGGAGGUAUUCCUUCAGGAAAAGCCACCUGCAGUGGCUACCUCGACAGCUGCACCUCCCCCACCCUCUUCUCCUCUUCCAAGCAAAUCCACCUCGGUUCCACAGAUGUCUCCGGGGUCUUCAGACAACCAAUCCUCCAGCCCUCAGCCAGCUCAGCAGAAACUGAAACAGCAAAAGAAGAAAACCUCCUUGACAUCUAAGAUUCCUGUUCUGGCUGUGGAGAUGCCUGGCUCAGCAGAUAUCUCAGGGCUAAAUCUGCAGUUUGGGGCAUUGCAGUUUGGGUCAGAGCCUGUCCUUUCUGAUUAUGAGUCCACCCCCACCACGAGCGCCUCAUCAAGCCAGGCUCCUAGUAGCCUGUAUACCAGCACGGCCAGUGAGUCUUCAUCUACGGUUUCAUCUAACCAGAGUCAGGAGUCUGGCUAUCAGAGUGGCCCAAUUCAGUCAACAACUUAUACCUCCCAAAAUAAUGCUCAGGGCCCUCUAUAUGAACAGAGAUCCACACAGACGCGGCGGUAUCCCAGCUCCAUCUCUUCAUCACCCCAAAAGGACCUGACUCAGGCUAAGAAUGGUUUCAGUUCUGUGCAGGCCACGCAGUUGCAGACCACGCAAUCUGUUGAAGGUGCUACAGGCUCUGCUGUGAAAUCUGACUCACCUUCCACUUCUAGUAUACCCUCUCUCAAUGAAACAGUACCUGCAGCUUCCUUACUGACGACAGCCAAUCAGCAUUCAUCCUCCUUAAGUGGCUUGAGCCACAGUGAGGAGAUUCCAAAUACCACCACCACACAACACAGCAGUGCGUUAUCUACACAGCAGAAUACCCUUUCUUCAUCAACAUCUUCUGGGCGUACUUCGACAUCGACUCUUUUACACACAAGUGUGGAGAGUGAAGCGAAUCUCCAUUCUUCCUCCAGCACUUUCUCUACCACGGCCAGCACUGUCUCUGCACCUCCUCCAGUGGUCAGUGUCUCCUCCAGUCUGAAUAGUGGCAGUAGUCUAGGCCUUAGCCUGGGCAGCAACUCUACUGUCACAGCCUCAACUCGAAGCUCAGUUGCUACAACUUCAGGAAAAGCUCCGCCCAACCUUCCUCCUGGAGUUCCGCCAUUGUUGCCUAAUCCAUAUAUUAUGGCUCCAGGGCUGUUACAUGCCUACCCGCCACAAGUAUAUGGUUAUGAUGAUUUACAGAUGCUCCAGACAAGAUUUCCAUUGGAUUACUACAGUAUCCCGUUUCCCACACCCACCACUCCACUUACGGGGAGGGAUGGUAGCCUGGCCAGCAACCCUUAUUCUGGUGACCUCACCAAGUUUGGUCGCGGGGAUGCCUCCUCCCCAGCCCCAGCCACAACCUUGGCCCAACCCCAACAGAACCAGACGCAGACUCACCACACCACGCAGCAGACAUUCCUGAACCCGGCGCUGCCUCCUGGCUACAGUUACACCAGCCUGCCAUACUACACAGGGGUCCCGGGCCUCCCCAGCACCUUCCAGUAUGGGCCUGCUGUGUUCCCUGUGGCUCCUACCUCUUCCAAGCAGCAUGGUGUGAAUGUCAGUGUGAAUGCCUCGGCCACCCCUUUCCAACAGCCAAGUGGAUAUGGGUCUCAUGGAUACAACACUGGUGUAUCAGUCACCUCCAGCAACACGGGCGUGCCAGAUAUCUCGGGUUCUGUGUACUCCAAAACCCAGCAGUCCUUUGAGAAACAAGGGUUUCAUUCCGGUACUCCUGCUGCCUCCUUCAACUUGCCUUCAGCCCUAGGAAGUGGAGGACCCAUCAAUCCAGCCACGGCUGCUGCCUACCCACCUGCCCCCUUUAUGCAUAUUCUGACCCCCCAUCAGCAGCCACAUUCUCAGAUCCUUCAUCAUCACCUGCAGCAGGAUGGCCAGCUACCAUAUUUGCAGAUGAUUCUCUGUUGCCAGCGCCAGCAGGAGGAGCAGACGGGCAGCGGGCAACGUAGCCAGACCAGCUCCAUCCCGCAGAAGCCCCAGACCAACAAGUCUGCCUACAACAGCUACAGCUGGGGGGCCAACUGAGGCCCUGACCCUCUUCUCCCGGUCCCAUCUUCUGAGAGGGCUUCUCAGCCUGGAAACUAUGGAAACAGCAUCAAAGAGAAAAGAAUGUGGGGCCAUUCCGCUGCUCCACACCCCCAGCGGCCCACCCCACACCUCAGCUUCAUGUCUGUCCCAUUCCUAUACCACCCCACUCUGUUGUAUGUAUUAUAGGAUUUGUAUUUUCUCCCUCCCCUUCCUCCUUCCUCUUUGCAUUCAAGAUUAUGAAACUUUGCUGUGGGCCCUGCCUUUCCUUCACUUCUUCCUGUUCACCCUGGUGGUGUAUAGGUGAGGUGGGGAGGUGAAACCCCCCCCCCCAAAUAUAUAUCAGCCCAACAGCCCUAAGUCUCCUCCUUUAUUAUUAGGAAAACCAAACAACACACACAAAAAAAUGGCGUCAUAAAUAUGAACAGCAUUGUCAUAUGAA